AUGGAAAUGAGCAAAUCAAUAAGAGCUAGGGCACAAGAAGAAAAGGCUAAAGGGAAAGAGGGACGUUACCAAAAAAUCACGUUUAUUAACAUACAUGCACCAUCAGAAGAUAAAGUUUUGGACAUAAAGGAAAUUUUUCAUACCGAAUUAAGUGGAGUAUAUAACAAUAUACCUAAGUAUGAUUUGAAAAUUGUAAUGGUAAAUGCAAAUGCAAAGAUUGGUAGAGAGGAAGUUUAUAGACCGACGAUAGAAAUAUAUAAAGGAAUAUCAUGGAAAUCACCUGACGGCAAUGUCGUGAAUGAAAUCGAUAAUGUACUAGUAGAGAUGUACGAGGAAAAAGACAUAAAAAAUAUAAGAACUUACAGAGGGCCAGAUAUAGAUUCAGAUCAUUAUAUACUUGGAAUAAAGCUAGAGCAAAGAAUUCCUCUAGUGAAGCACCAAAAAAGAGAGAAGAAGAAGGCAGUAAAAACCAAAAUUAUGCCCAAUAAAUACAUCCGUAAACAAAGCACACCAAAAAGGGGUUCUUGGUCCCCUAGGGCUUUAAGUGAUGCAGUAGAUGCUGUGAAGAAUGGCGAUAUGGGCAUCAAUGAAGCCGCCAAAGCAUUUGGGAUACCAAAAACAACUUUCAAGCGUCGGUUAAAAGCAAACAACACUGAUAAGAAUGAUCGAUUGGGCCCUGAUUGUUCUUUGGGCUCGAAUGCCGAACUUAAAAUUGUUAAUCACAUCAAGAAACUGCAAAAGGCAGGCUUUUCACCCACCAGAACUGAAGUAAAAAUCAUGGCGUUUAAUUUAGCUCAGCGAAUGGGGAUCCCAAAUAAAUUUAAUCAAAAAGAAGGUAAAGCUGGCCAAAAAUGGUUAGAACUAUUUUUAAAGCGAAGACCUGAAAUUUCAAUCAGGAAAUCGGAAAACACCUCAAUUGCGCGAGCUUUGGGAAUGUCCAGAGAAACCGUUGCCCAUACAACGCACUAUCUCCAGCCUCUCAAUCGUGCCUGUUUUAAAACUCUUAAAAGCAACUUCUACGCUGAAUGCCGUUUUAUGGUUCAAAAUAACCCAAACAGGGUCCUAAAUCGCCUUCAAUUUGGUAAGCUGUUAGGUCGAGCAAAAUCCUCACCUGUUAGCCCUAACAAGUCAUCAAUUCCUGAUGAAGUUAUAACUCCUGGAAAGGCUCUUGAUGAAAUAAUGCCCAUGCCUGUUUUAUCUGCAGCAGUAAAAAGAGUCCGCAAAAAAAUAUCCGGUGAGAUUACAUCUGAAGAAUUUAUUAAAAAUAAGAAAGAUGCACAAAUCAAGAAGAGCUCAAAACCUGUGAAAAAACAAAAAAUAAGAGAAAGCUGA
Acanthoscelides obtectus is the source of this 1332-nucleotide messenger RNA. The record is from the annotation of a GenBank genome assembly. Lineage: Eukaryota; Metazoa; Arthropoda; Insecta; Coleoptera; Chrysomelidae.